Mus musculus (house mouse) is the source of this 4248-nucleotide messenger RNA. RefSeq names its product zinc finger protein 600 (gene Zfp600). Gene Ontology annotation, cellular component: nucleus. Gene Ontology annotation, biological process: regulation of DNA-templated transcription. Bases 256 to 2469 code for a protein of 737 amino acids. The record is from RefSeq and is marked validated. The transcript is spliced from 5 exons. NCBI's taxonomy places the organism in Eukaryota, Metazoa, Chordata, Mammalia, Rodentia, Muridae.
AUCAUUUUCGAUGUAUCUCGGCUGCCUCGUGGUCAGGAAGCCAUGGAAGGAGACUAGUGCCUAGUAUUUGCGGAACCUGAAAACUUCCUUAAGCUGCAGUUGCUGUGCUGGCCUCCUAGGACAUUCAGCAGCUGGUCCUGUCGCCUUCCAGGUCUCCCUAUGCUCAGUCAACUCUCCAUAACUGUAAAUCAACACUAAGAGCACUAGAAGGUUAAAGGUCAAGGAGACUCUCACAAAGGAUCCAGAAGAACUUGAAUGUUUGCUCCUCACCAAGAAUCUGGGAGAAGAACAACUAAAAGAAUGAGUGCUUCUCUGGAAAACACUGCACAGUGUCUAUUAACCUUCAAGGACGUGUUUUUGGACUUCUCAUCGGAGGAAUGGGAAUGUCUCAAUUUUGCUCAGAGGACAUUGUACAUGGAUGUGAUGUUGGAGAAUUACAACAAUCUGUUGUUUGUGGAAAAUCACUGCAUAUGUGGAAACUAUGAGAAGGAGAAGGUCUUGGAACAAGAAACACAGCACAUUGUCAAUGAGCAUGGGCAUAACCGAAAGAAGUCUUCUAAAUGUAAUGAGGUUAGAAAUGUGAUCCAUGAAUCCUCCGAAAGUACACCUUAUAACACUAACCACAGAGAUGCCACUCUCCAAUCCUCAAACCUAAAAAGACAUAAAACUGGGACCACUAAAGGAGUUUGCACAUAUAAAGACUGUGUAAACUGUUUAAAGGGGUCUUCUAUCAUUAGUCUCAAUCAAGGAACCCACAUAGAGAAGAAAGAACACAACAGAAAUAAAAAUCUUGAUGAGGUUUUGGUUUCUAGACAAAACAAUAGUGAAAUGAACACUUACACUUGUGGUGAAUUUGACAAAUGCUUUACUCAGAGUGACAAUCUUCAAAGUCAGCAGAGAAUUUAUCCAGGAAAGAAAUCUUACAUAUAUAGUGAAAGUGACAAAUGCUUUACCCAACCUUCCCAUCUUAGUAUUCAUCAUACAAUUCAUUCAGGAGAGAAACCUUACAAAUGUAGUGAAUGCGACAAAUGCUUUACUGACAAAUGCACUCUGAGAAAGCAUCAGAGAAUUCAUACAGGAGAGAAACCUUACAAAUGUAGUGAAUGCGACAAAUGCUUUACUGACAAAUGCACUCUGAGAAAGCAUCAGAGAAUUCAUACAGGAGAGAAACCUUACAAAUGUAAUGAAUGUGACAAAUGCUUUACUGACAAAGGCAGUCUGAGAGUUCAUCAGAGAAUUCAUACAGGAGAGAAACCUUACAAAUGCAGUGAGUGUGACAAAUGCUUUACCCAACCAUCCCAUCUUAGUAUUCAUCGUAGAAUUCAUUCAGGGGAGAAACCUUACAAAUGUAGUGAAUGCGACAAAUGCUUUACUGACAAAUGCACUCUGAGAAAGCAUCAGAGAAUUCAUACAGGAGAGAAACCUUACAAAUGUAGUGAAUGCGACAAAUGCUUUACUGAGAAAUUCACUCUGAGAAAGCAUCAGAGAAUUCAUACAGGAGAGAAACCUUACAAAUGUAAUGAAUGUGACAAAUGCUUUACUGACAAAGGCAGUCUGAGAGUUCAUCAGAGAAUUCAUACAGGAGAGAAACCUUACAAAUGCAGUGAGUGUGACAAAUGCUUUACCAAACCAUCCCAUCUUAGUAUUCAUCGUAGAAUUCAUUCAGGAGAGAAACCUUACAAAUGUAGUGAAUGCGACAAAUGCUUUACCCAACCAUCCCCUCUCAGUAUUCAUCGUAGAAUUCAUUCAGGAGAGAAACCUUACAAAUGUAGUGAAUGCGACAAAUGCUUUACUGACAAAGGCAGUCUCAGAGUUCAUCAGAGAAUUCAUAUAGGAGAGAAACCGUACAAAUGCAGUGAGUGUGACAAAUGCUUUACCCAACCAUCCCAUCUUAGUAUUCAUUGUAGAAUUCAUUCAGGAGAGAAACCUUACAAAUGUAGUGAAUGCGACAAAUGCUUUACUGACAAAAGCAGUCUGAGAGUUCAUCAGAGAAUCCAUACAGGAGAGAAACCGUACCAAUGCAGUGAGUGUGACAAAUGCUUUACUGACAAAGGCAGUCUUAGAGUUCAUCAUAGAAUUCAUGCAGGAGAGAAACCUUACAAAUGUAGUGAAUGCGGCAAAUGCUUUACUGACAAAGGCUAUCUGAGAGUUCAUUAUAGAAUUCAUGCAGGAGAGAAACCUUACAAAUGUAGUGAAUGUGACAAAUGCUUUACUCACAAAGGCUCUCUGAGAGUUCAUCAUAGAAUUCAUACAGGAGAGAAACCUUAUAAAUGCAGUGAAUGUGACAAAUGCUUUACCCGAAAAUCACAUCUUAGUAUUCAUCAGAGAAUUCAUACAGGAGAGAAACUGUACAAAUGCAAUGAAUGCGACAAAUGCUUUAGUGACAAACACAGUCUGAGAAGGCAUCAGAGAAUUCAUACAGGAGAGACACCUUACAAAUGUAAUGAAUGUGACAAAUGCUUUACCUGAAAAUCACAUCUUAGUAUUCAUCAGAUAAUUCAUACAGGAGAGAAACCUUACAAAUGUAAUGAAUGUGACAAAUCCUUUACUGAAAAUGGCUGUCUGAGAAUUCAUCAGAGAAUUCAUACAGGAGAGAAACCUUACAAAUGUAAUGAAUGUGACAAAUGCUUUACCUGAAAAUCACAUCUUAGUAUUCAUCAGAUAAUUCAUACAGAAGAGAAACCUUACAAAUGUAGUGAAUGUGACAAAUCCUUUACUGAAAAUGGCUGUCUGAGAAUUCAUCAGAGAAUUCAUACAGGAGAGAAACCUUACAAAUGUAAUGAAUGUGACAAAUGCUUUACUGACAAAGGCAGUCUGAGAGUUCAUCAGAGAUUUCAUACAGGAGAGAAACCUUACAAAUGUAGUGAAUGUGACAAAUGUUUUAUUCAAAAAUGCAGUCUGAUAAUUCAUCAGAGAAUUCAUACAGGAGAGAAACCUUACAAAUGUAGUGAAUGUGACAAAGCUUUACUGAGAAAGUCAAUCUGAGAAGGCAUCAGAGAACUCAUACAGGGGAGAAUUCUUACAAAUGUAUUGAAUGUGACAAAUGUUUUGCCCAGAAAUCCUAUCUUGUUUUUAAUCACAGAAAUCAUACAUUAAAGAAGCCUUACAAAUGCAGUCAAUGUGACAAAUGAUUUUCCCACAAACUUAGUCUGAGAAUGCAUCAGAGAAUUCAUACAGUAGAGAAAACUUACAAAAAUGCAGUGAAUGUGAUAAAUGCUUUACUAAUAAAGGCAGACUGAGAAUUAAUCAGAUAAUUUAUACAUUUAAAAAAACCCUUACAAGUAUUUUGUAUGUGAUAAAUGCAGUACCCACAACAUCAGUCUGACAAAUCAACAGAUAUUUCAAACAGUAGAGCAACAUUAUAAAUGAAAUGAAUGAGAUAGUCCUUUAACAAGAAAUAUCAUCUUAAAAUUCACUGGAGAAUUCUUCCAAAAGGGAAACUUUUCAAAUACAUUGACGGUUUGAAUCCUUUAUUUUGGCCUAUCUCUUAGAAUGUAAUAGAUAAUUUAUACAGGCAAGAAUCUUAACAAAUAUAAUAUAUGCUGAAAUAUCUUUGACUUCAUUUCAGUGCAGAAAAAAUAUGUAAAAAAAUAUUUUUAUGGGAAAAAUAGUUCUCCUGGGGAAAUGUGGCAUAUGUUUUACACGGGUAAUAUUCUUUUCAACAGUCAGUGCUCUAAACUAGAGAAUUAUUAUGAAUCUGAAAACUUUUGAAAACCUUCAUGCAAUGUUCAAAUCUUAGAUAAUGUCAACUAUUAUGCUGGCAGUAACUCUGAAUAUAUGAUAGUGAAGAAACAUUUUCAUUAAACUUUUACUUGUUCACCCUCAAAUAUUAUAUGAUGAAGUCAGGUGUGAAAGCCAGAAGAAUAUGAUGUUGUGCAACAAUUCAUGGAGAUAGAAAUGAUCCAUUCCAAAAGGAAACUAAAUAAAGUGUACUAUCGCCUUCAAAAUGUCUAAUAAAACUGGCAGCAUUUUGUAUAUUUAAUUCAAAUGAAGAAAUUGACACAGAUUGUAGUUGAUAGUGUAUUUGACAAACUGAGCCACCAAGACUGCAUGUUCUUAAUCCUAUAAUAUGCCUACAGAUGUGAAGUGUGCUUUGAGUAUCCAGUAUUCAUUAUUCUUAUCACGUCAAUGUGACAAAUGAUUUAUUGGUUUCACGUUUCAGGAUAGUGACUGACUAUGAGUCCCUUAUGCUCUGUCAACAUCUCCUUCCUCAUUGCCCUGUAAAUAAAGCUGAAUAUUUUAACAAGG